AUGGUGGUCAUAUCAGUAACAAGCCUGGCGGGAGAAACGUUGCUUGAAGCAAUUGAACUUCCUGAGCCAGUCACUGGAAAACAGAUCAUUGAACAGCUACCAGGGCCGACAACCCGCUUCGACAAACUUCUUCGAGACAGCGAGUCUUUGGAUCUUUCUGCCGAGCUGCGCGUGGACGGUGAAGCAACCAUCAGUCUGAUGUUCGUUCGGGUGGACGCGGGCUUGCUGGCCGGACUGGAAGAUGACACCAUCGAGGUGCUGAAAAGCUUCGGAGCGAUUCAGGAUGCCCCGCCUGGCUUCCCUCACAUGACGUGCUGCCUGAACUUGGCGAAGGAGGACAAGCAGCGCUUCAGUGGAGGAGGGUUUGGGGGCACCGAGUCGACACGCCAUGUGCUUCUGCUUCCGGACGGGCGGAUUCUGGCCAAAUAUCAUUACGAGAGCGACUACAUGGAAAAGAGCGGCGACUACAGCUGUACUUGCUGCUGGGAGAUAGCUGAGGGAAUCUUCUCCCCCACCGACGAGCCUGGUUGCCUCUGCAUUUCAUGGACGGGCUGGGCUGAGCUGCGUCACAGAAGUGACGAGCCCUUCGGCCCAGGGACCAUUACGGGCAACUGGGAACAAAAGCUCAUAGAUGCGGAGCACCGGCGGGUGCCGUCCACCUUGGUGCCAACAGACCAAGGCAUUUUGAACCUCCAGAAACUCUGUCGGGCCUGGGCAGAAGAGGAUGCAGGUUCUGGCGUGGCAUGUGCACGCAGAACAUGUGCCCGAACCAAAGCAUCGCUGAAUAUGCCCAAGCUGGAUGCCGGCACUUUGGGAAGUCUUAGCAUGCAUCCAUCCUUCUUGCACUUUGUGCAGGAGGCGUGUCAUCCUCUCACGGCAGUCGUUCUCUCCCCGUCGCCGAGGAUCAGGGAAAAGGUGGAUGUUGAGCGUAAGGGCAAACUACUGUCGCCCUUGGAAGGCUCCCCAACAAAAGUGCAGGAAGCUGGGGAAGGCGCAGACGAAGGAUGCGCCGAGCCACCUGCAGGCCGGACGAAGGAAGUGGAAUCCAAUGGUCGAGGUGCCCACAAUCCCAAUGCGGCCUUAGCACAGGCCUCGCCACCAUUCUUUUGGCGACGCCAAGGCAGCCCAAAUCUGAUCCUAACGACGCGGCAGAGUUCGGAGGAGCCGAAGUCACCACCAGAAGCGCGCUUGCCACGUGAUGUGACGCUUGUUCGGAAUCCCCAGGUCUUCAGAAGGACCGAGGUGAAGACGGCGAAUGCCCGCAAAGGAUCACCCACGCAGUGGAGGAUGGCAAGCUCCGCGAGCACGGCUUUGCCAUCCAAUGCGUCGACGAGCAGCAGCUCAACCUCUGCACAAAGUUGCAGAGCUACACGCAGACUCGUCGCUUAUGCCAAUGUGCAGUCGGCCGUGCAUGUCCAGCAUUCUGUUUCGACAGCAGCGCCACGCUCCGCAGGUCGCCGGGCAGCUGGCAACCUCCAGUCGUCGCCCAGGAGCCCAGGCUCACCAAUUCGGACUUUGCCAUCAGCAGUUGCGGGCUCUCCACGUGAGGUGCACGUUGCGCGAUCGGUCAGUCCGCGUACCAAAGCCAGUCGAACAGAGAGCCCGAAGAUGUCCAGGACUCCAGCUGCGAUGACGGCACCCAAGGCAGCGGUGCCAAAAGUGGCAAGGCAAGAGAGUCCCCGCUUGAAGUCGGGGAGCCUUCCAUCCAGUGCGGUGUGUCCUGCGCGGCCAAAGAAAGGGGCAGCAAGGCCUGAAAGCCCAGACCGCACCAAGGCUCGCCGGCCUCCCGGUGCCACCAAAGAGGAUACGCGCUCCAUGGCUUCUCCAGACACAUGCACCAGGACAUCGCGGAAGUCGAUCGAUACCUGUGGGGAGGAGAAGGCUACUCCAGGAGAUCUUGGCUUCCUUGUGAACCAGGCCUACUUAGGUUCACAGCUUAGCCUGUCUUUGAGCAGCAACUCCCUGUUGGAUCCCGGCGAUGGCAAGCUGCCGUUGCGGCCACUGGGUGGAGGCUACAGCUUGACGGCCCCAAGCGGGCCAAGCAGGACAGCACCCUGCAAUGCUGCCCGGGUGAAUGCUUUCAUGGCUCUCCAAGAAGGUAGAGCCAAGUCCAUGCUGGUGCCAGCCGCCAAGCCAAUGGCGCCUCAAGGGGCGCCUGCUCGACAACACCCUUCGCAUGUUCCACUCCACAGUCCAGUGGCUUCUGGGCUUCCGCAAUACGCAGGAUCCAGGUCAUGGCAGCCAUGCACUGCGGCAGGAGGAUAUCCAGUUCAACCUGGCCUGCACCGGAUCGUUUGA
Molecule: messenger RNA, 2298 nt
Organism: Symbiodinium sp. CCMP2456
Lineage: Eukaryota; Dinophyceae; Suessiales; Symbiodiniaceae
Source: the annotation of a GenBank genome assembly